AUUGGACAUAUGGAUUACCAGUAGUUAUUUUUGUGACACUAACUUAUAAUACUGUUUUAAUCUUUAACAUAUUUUGUCGAACAAAUAUUAUGGUCGUUGAAUUACCUGUCUAUAUUUAUUUAUAGAAAUUUUUGUUACAUGCUUUUGAAUUUUGAUAUCGAAAUUAUUGUAAAGUCAAUAAUAAGCAAAAGAAGUAAUCCUCAAACUAGUAAGGGAAUAUUUGUUUAAAUUAAAAUACGUGGAAUCAAAGUAGUGUUAAUGUUUUUAUAUACAAUGUACAUGUAUGUGUAUAAGAUACGUAUUUGAAGAACCAUUUAAUAGUAUUGAAUAAUAAUUCUUUCUUUGAUUAAAAAACAAAAACAAAAACGCAUCAACAUUCGGCUGUAAUUGAGCAAUGAAAAUGAAUAAAACAGAAAAUGGAAAUAAGCCUAAGAAGAGAAAUUCGAGGGUUUCGUUCAAGUUGGACAAUAUCGAGGUGGGAAAAGAAAGUGAAUAUUCGGAUGAUAAUAAUGUGAUAUCAUCUGAUGAUAAUUUGGGUGUGAGUAUAGAUGAUGAUAUCAAGGUGAUGAUGUCACAUGACAAAUACAUCGAUAAUUCUGAUGAUGAUGAUGAAAUAAAUGACAUUGGUGAUUAUUUAACUAAUAAUAUCAUAUCUGUAAUGGACAGAUCAAAGGAAAAUGGUAUAAAGAAGGAAAUCGGUGGAGUUAUUUAUGAAUGUCAAACUACUGACCUACACAAAAGACAUGCAUGUUGUUACAUGGAUGCCUUACUCCGGGAGUUGAGUAAUGGUGCUAUGCUGCAUAAGAUAAAAGGCGGAGGGAUUCUAUACACUCGACAGUUCUUUCUCGACAGCAAAUCACUCAAACUCUCCUAUACAGGCUCACAGAGACGGUUCCGCAAGAAGAGUACUUCGUGGGCACUAUCAUCAAUAGAAGAGAUAAGAGAAGGAGAAAAGGACUACGCUAAACGUCUUGAUCACCAUGAUAGAGGGAAAGCUUUUUGUGUGGUUUUUGGUUCGAACCAUGACGUCUUGUAUUUGCUGGCACCGAAUUACGACAUUAGAGACAAGUGGGUAAAGGGGAUGAGAUAUGCUCUACAGCUGAAUCAGUUCCUUAAACAGAAAGAAACGGACAAAUUUUGGAUCUGUGAGGCGUUUGACCGAGCUGACAAGAAUGCUGACGAAAGACUCGACUUUGAAGAGGUCAUGACCUUGUUAAAGAGCCUAAAUGCUGACAUGGACCGAGGAUAUGUCAGGGAAAUGUUUAAUGCAGCUGACUGUCGAAGGGUGAAAGGAGAAAAACCUACGUUAGAUAGAGGAGAGUUUGUACAAUUUUACACUGUACUUACCGAGAGACCGGAAGUCGAGGAGUUAUACGUAAAGUAUGCUAAAGAUGUUGGAUACAUGACAUCCUCAGACUUACAGAUGUUCCUCACUCAAGACCAGAAGGAGACUGAUGUAACUAUAGAGAGAUGUAAGGAGAUUAUUGUAGUGUAUGAACCUCAACCGGAAAUGAAAAAAGCGGAGAAAAUGAGUCUCAUUGGUUUCCGGUGUUUCCUGGUGUCACAACAACAACAUUUGUUUAACCGAAGUCACCGGCGUGUGUAUCAAGAUAUGACGCAACCCAUGACAAACUAUUUCAUGAAUUCAUCUCAUAACACAUAUUUAGCAGAAGAUCAACUUAAGGGACCAAGUAGAGUUGAGUGUUACAUAUCAGCACUGAAAAGAGGAUGCAGAUGUGUAGAGUUGGAUUGUUGGGAUGGAAAUGAUGGGGAACCAGUCAUUUACCAUGGUUAUACAUUAACAUCAAAAAUUUUAUUCCUAGAUGUCAUCAAAGCUGUAAAAGACUAUGCAUUUGUCACUUCACCAUAUCCCGUUACAUUGUCUAUAGAAAAUCAUUGCUCCAUUGAACAGCAAAAUAAGAUGGCAGAGUUCAUGGUUGAAGUGUUUGGAGACAUGUUACAUUAUUAUGACAGCUUGCCAGAAGUCGCACCAUCCCCUCAUGAAUUGAAAAACAAAAUUCUUGUCAAGGGUAAGAAAUUGAAAAUAACUGCUGAACAGCCUGAUGCAGAUGAGGAGGUUACUGAUGAAGACGAAUCUGCAGACGCAAAUGACAAUGUUCAGCAACAGAAAAAGAAAGAGAAAAAACUCAAACUUAGUAAAAAAUUGUCACAGAUUGUAGGAAUGACGAGUGUUCAUUUUACCAAUACCCAGGAGAUACCCUCAGGGAAAGGUAAAUUCACUGUGGUGUCUCUGGUAGAGAAGAAGAUCAGUAAAUUAUUGGACAGCGAGAUUGAUGCUGUAAGUCGUUACACGAGGUCAGUGUUAAUACGAACUUACCCUGACGGUACAAGAACAAACUCCAGCAAUUAUAAUCCUGUACCAAUGUGGUGUGGAGGAUGCCAAGUUGUGGCCUUGAACUUCCAAACUGGUGGCGAGGAGAUGCAGUUGCUACAUGGCCGGUUCCUUGACAAUGGCAACAGUGGUUAUGUGUUGAAACCUCCGUGUCUACAGUCAGAUGAAGGUUUCAUGGCUGUAAUGGGAACAAAACCCUGUAUAGGGAAAAGGUUGAUCAUUCAGGUUAUAAGCGGUUUCCAGCUCCCUAAACCAAAAGAUUCAAAGAAAGGGGAGAUAAUUGACCCAUUCUUAAAGGUGGAGAUACACGGUGUUCAAAGAGAUUCUCAGGGAAAGAAAACAGCAGUUGUGAAAAAUAAUGGUUUCAAGCCUGUAUGGAAUGAGAGACUAUUAUUUGAUAUUGAAGUCCCAGAACUUGCCCUGGUACGGUUUGUAGUGUAUGACAGUGACAGAUAUGUUGACGAUUUCAUAGGUUACUAUGUUGUACCAGUCAACAGUAUUGUAGAAGGAUACAGACAUUUCCCGCUGUUUGAUAAGAAUGGGGACCAAUACGAACAGGCCUUAGUGUUUGUACAUGUUAAAGUUGAGGAUUUACCACCACAGCAGACGCAUUGACAGGCCUCGAGGUCCACACCCAUGUCUCCACUAGGCAAGAAAAUUCUUGCCAACCUUGAGAUUACCCCUGUUCUUAACAAAGCAGAUAUUGGCAAAAAACAGCUGAGAUAUUGAGAUGACUUGUGAUAAGCUUGAGAUUUUCCCUGAUCAAGACUUGGACAAGAAAAACAAAACAGUUACAACUUUUGAAACACACUUGAUAAUCUUGAGAUGUGAAGUUAUUUAGAAAAAAAAAAUAUUUGAGUAAAACACUAGUGUCUGAAGUUCAUUUUCAGUAUUGUUUACAAGAAAGAACUGAAAAAAAUAAAAAGAAAGAUCCAAAUGAGGGAAACUGAUAAUAGAAGAUGAUUUUAUUCAUUUUUAAUGAAGUUAUUAUAUAAUCAUAUAUCAUAAAUAUAUUGAUAUUAUAUAGGUAUAUAUAUAUUUCUAAAAUAGAAUUAGUGAAUGAUGAAAAAGUUGUGAUAUUAAUAAUGCAGUUUAAAGGAUAUUUAUCCUCAAUUUUCUUUUAUAUAAUAAAGAUUUUUGUCACUGAUUUUCAAUAUUUAAGUUUGCAAGACUGAGAUUUUUAUUAUUUUUUUUAAAAUUUGAUCUGGAAUGAACUUAAUAUAUCAUGGUCACUGAAAGUCAUCAGCAAAAAUUUUGUAAAAAAAUGCAUAUAAGAAAAGUACAUAUUUCAAGCAUUAUUUUCAAUUGAAGCAUUGCAGAAAAUUUACAGAACUUAAUUUGCUAAAUAUUUUAAGCUAGAAACAGUACACGCAUUAAAGUAUGUGUAUUUGCAAAAUCAUUAUUUGGGGGUACAUUGCUUGUUUAGAAUUAUCAUCAUGAGCAUUUUGAAUCCUCAAAUUGCCAUGCUUGCUUAAAGAAAAGAAGUUGAAAUUCUUGCAACAAUUUGCCAUAAUUUACAAUACUUUUUUUUAGUUUUUCUUUACUUUGGUUUUAAAGAUUAGCCAUCUUAUCAAGUCUGUUUGCAGAGGAUUAUUGUCCCCAUUAUGUUGGUCAUUGGUGACACAGUCAUCAGUGUAGAAUGCACUGUAUUCCUACAAAGGAAAUUGCAUGGUUUAAGUUAGUGAGUUAAGGUGUAAAAAAAAUUUAACAUUGUCCAGCUUACUAAUUUAAAUGGAUUCAAAGUAUCGAAUUCCGUAGUCAGGUGCAAUGUUAUGACAUAUUUGUUUCUAUUUCUUAUUUCUAUUCUCUCUCAGAACUGUUGGAUUAACAAGUCACUCUUGGUGGGAUGUGUAGUACAUUUAAUUUAAUAAAGACUUAUCAAAUAACUUUUCAGGGAAUUCAUGGUCAUUAAAAAUCUGCAGAAGGUUAUGGUUGAUCAGACAUAAACAUUUACACAGUUCUUAAGAUUUUGCUGAAUGUCAACAACGGACAAAGUUCUGAGGGUUCAGGGUAGUUAAUUUCUAUAAAAAAAUGGAUUUGAGGCAAAGCUCUUUUGUCUUGAUCCAUGAUAAGAAAAAAAGCAUAUAUUUGAUACUUGUACAGUUCGUUUUAUCUUUAAAUGGGAAAGGGAGAAAAUAUAUGCCAAAAUAUGUAAAUAAGAUCUAUACAUGUACAUACAAAUGUAUAAAGAAGGGUGUGGGCCUCUAGUAGUGGGUGUAUAAUCUAGAUGAUAAUGUAAUGGGGAAAGAAAAUAUUAAUAUGCCUUAGAGAACUGUAAAAUAUUUACAUUUAUUGACUUAACUUGUAACCCAAUAGUAAGUUUACACUAAGUUUAAAGUAUGAAUAUUCUUUCUUUCCUCUUUAUGUUAUUUUGUUAUUAUAUUUUUAUACUAUUUUUUUUUCUGUUUUUGUUUUGUUUUGUAAAAUUCCUGUUGGUUUGUCUAUAAAACAAGGAAUAAUUUUAUUAUAACAUUUUGUUAUUUGUUAUAGUUUUGAUAAAAUUUUCUCAAUGAAUAUGAUUUGCUCCAUAAAACAAUAUGUAUUAGACAAUUGUUUACAUGUAUUUAGGAAAAUGAUAAUAUUGUUUUAAUCUUUUUAGGUUAUUAUAUCUAUAAAUACGAAGAUUGUAAAUACUCGUAAAAUGACUUAUAGUUAAAUGCAAUAGAAAGAUAUGUUUUUAAUAUAUGAACUAAAACCUUUAAAGUGUAAUAAACUACAUGUAUAUGUAAUGAAAAAUAUAUGAACUAAAACCUUUAUAGUGUAAUAAACUACAUGUAUAUGUAAUGAAAUAUUUAUAAAACCUAUCAACAUUAACAUUAUGUUGUUCCCAUACUCUUAUGGUCAAUACAUCAAUGAGUUAUAAUACAGAAUGUCAAUGUUAUUAAAAGGCACAUUAUGAUACAGAAAUGAAUGUUUUUUUUGCCUCAGAAGUGAAUGAUUUUCUUCAUCAGAAUGUCUAAAUUAUAGAGGAUUUUAAGUAUAUUAGAUGUUUUAGAUCGGAAAUAGGUAUUGCUAAAUGUGUAAUAAAGUUAGCAAAAUGUUGACUUUAAUACAGAAUAAUAAAUUAUAUUAACUAAGUAAAUGACAGUUCAUUUAUCA
This is a messenger RNA of Ruditapes philippinarum (Manila clam), 5452 nucleotides long. Its product is annotated as 1-phosphatidylinositol 4,5-bisphosphate phosphodiesterase eta-2-like. Gene Ontology annotation, molecular function: phosphatidylinositol-4,5-bisphosphate phospholipase C activity; calcium ion binding. Bases 395 to 2968 code for a protein of 857 amino acids. NCBI's taxonomy places the organism in Eukaryota, Metazoa, Mollusca, Bivalvia, Venerida, Veneridae. The record is from RefSeq and is a predicted model, not a curated record. Gene Ontology annotation, biological process: lipid metabolic process; intracellular signal transduction. The transcript has 20 exons.